CCCCGGCUCCGCGUCCGGCCGUUCCCGCCGAAGCGACGGAAGCGAGCGUGGGCGAGACGAGCCUUCCCGAGUCCCCGGCGACCCCCGGCUCCCCAGGCGGCCGCCGCCAGCCGGACUUCCAUAUAGUUGCUGUUCAUAAUCAUUCUAGAGAACAACACUGAACUUUGAAAAAAAAAUGUUUGAAACUAUAGACAAGAAUCGGGCUCUACAGGCAGCAGAGCGCUUACAAGCCAAACUUCGAGAACGUGGAGAUGUAGCAAAUGAAGAUAAACUGAACCUCCUCAAGUCAGUCUUGCAGAGCCCUCUCUUCAGUCAGAUUCUGAACCUUCAGACUUCUGUACAACAGCUCAAAGACCAGGUAAACAGUGCAGCUUCUACAAAUUCAAAUGCUGACUAUGCCCACGUUUCGCAUCUCAGCCAAGCUGCAAUUCCUACUCUACAAAAUGAAACACAUUUAUCAUCACAAAAUAAUGGGACUAUGGAGGCACUUACAGGAUUUGGUACUUCACAGCUCAAUGCAAAACUUGCUUCUGAUGAAUUUGAUCAACUCAUCAAAAAUAUGGCACAGGGACGCCAUGUUGAAGUUUUUGAGCUUCUCAAGCCUCCGUGUGGGGGCCUUGGGUUUAGUGUUGUGGGUCUGAGGAGUGACAACAGGGGAGAACUGGGGAUAUUUGUGCAGGAGAUCCAAGAGGGCAGUGUGGCUCACAGAGAUGGAAGAUUGAAAGAAACCGAUCAGAUCCUCGCUAUCAAUGGGCAAGCACUUGAUCAGACAAUUACCCAUCAGCAGGCUAUCAGCAUCUUGCAGAAAGCCAAGGAUAAUGUCCAGCUAAUUAUUGCCAGAGGCUCAUUGCCUCAGCUCAUCAGCCCAAUAGUUUCCCGUUCUCCUUCUGCAGCCAGCACUAUUUCAGCUCAUUCUAAUCCGGUUCACUGGCAACAUGUGGAGACUAUUGAGUUGGUAAAUGAUGGAUCAGGUCUUGGAUUUGGCAUCGUAGGAGGAAAAGCAACUGGUGUGAUAGUAAAAACAAUUCUGCCAGGAGGUGUAGCAGAUCAGCAUGGGCGAUUAUGCAGUGGAGAUCACAUUCUAAAGAUUGGUGACACAGAUCUAGCAGGAAUGAGCAGUGAACAGGUAGCACAAGUCCUCAGGCAAUGUGGAAAUAGAGUUAAAUUGAUGAUUGCUAGAGGUGCCAUAGAAGAACCAGCAGCCUCCACUUCUUUGGGUAUGAACCUUUCUUCAUCGUCAUCUUCUACAUCAGAGAUGCGGGUUGAUGCAUCUACUCAGAAAAGCGAAGAAAGUGAGACAUUUGAUGUAGAACUCACUAAAAAUAUUCAAGGAUUAGGAAUUACCAUUGCUGGCUACAUUGGAGAUAAAAAAUUAGAACCUUCAGGAAUCUUUGUGAAAAGCAUUACAAAGAGCAGUGCUGUGGAACAUGAUGGAAGAAUUCAAAUUGGAGACCAAAUUAUAGCUGUUGAUGGCACAAACCUUCAGGGUUUUACCAACCAACAAGCAGUCGAGGUGUUGCGACACACAGGGCAGACCGUGCACCUGACUCUGAUGAGGAGAGGGCCGAGGCCGGAGGCGGAACUCACAGCAAGGGAAGACAACACGAGAGAGGUGGUUUUGUCUCCCCUCAGUGCAGGCAUGAGCAAUGAAAAUUUUGAGAAGGAAGAAGAUUCUUUAUCUUUGAGGAGGAACACCAGCAUAUUACCAAUUGAAGAAGAAUACCCUUUGCUGUCAGCUGAGAUAGAUGAAAUAGAAGAGGCACAACAACAACAACAACAACAACAACAACAACAACAACAGGAAGCUGCCCUGCUGGCAAAGUGGCAAAGGAUUAUGGGAAUUAAUUAUGAAAUAGUGGUGGCGCAUGUGAGAAAAUUCAGUGAGAACAGUGGGUUGGGGAUAAGUCUGGAAGCAACAGUGGGACAUCAUUUUAUCCGAUCGGUUCUGCCAGAAGGUCCUGUUGGACACAGUGGGAAGCUUUUCAGUGGAGAUGAACUGUUGGAAGUGAACAGAAUAAAUUUGCUUGGAGAAAAUCACCAAGAUGUGGUGAACAUUUUAAAGGAACUGCCGAUAGAAGUGACGAUGGUGUGCUGUCGCCGAACUGUACCAGCCUCUGCCCAGUCAGAAUUUGAGAGUCUAGACUUAAGUGAUAUUGAACUAACAGAAAAGCCUCACAUAGAUCUUGGCGAAUUCAUUGGGUCCUCGGAGACAGAGGAUCCUGUACUGGUGAUGACGGAUGUGGAUCAGAAUGCAGAAGUUCAAGGACCUUUGGCCAUGUGGGAGGUUGAUAUUCAGUACAUCGAGCUGGAGAAAGGGAGCAAAGGACUUGGAUUUAGCAUUUUAGAUUAUCAGGAUCCAAUCGACCCAGCAAGUACUGUGAUUGUAAUUCGCUCCUUGGUGCCUGGUGGCAUUGCUGAAAAGGAUGGCCGGCUUCUGCCUGGAGAUCGACUCAUGUUUGUAAAUGAUGUGAACCUGGAAAACAGCAGCCUGGAAGAAGCUGUGCAGGCCCUGAAGGGUGCGCCAUCGGGGACUGUGAAAAUAGGAGUUGCCAAGCCUUUACCUCUUUCACCAGAAGAAGGUUAUGUUUCCGCUAAGGAGGAUUCCUUUUUCUACCUGCCACACUCUUGCGAGAAGGAAGGGCUGGCUGACAAAGCCCUCUUCAGGGCUGACUUGGCUCUGGUGGACGCAAAUGAUGCUGAUUUAGCAGAUGAAUGUACAUUUGAGUCUCAGUACUCUCCCGAUAAUGGCAGUAUCUACUCUACCCAGGCUUCUAUCUUAUCUCUUCAUGGCAGUGCUUGUAAUGAAGGCCUGAACUAUGGUCCUUCACUUCCAUCUUCUCCUCCCAAGGAUAUUGUUGAAACUUCUCCUGAUCCAGUACUUGAUCUGCACAUGUCUUUGGAGGAACUAUACACUCAGAAUCUCCUGCAAAGACAGGAUGACAAUCUGCCUUCCGUUGAUCUGGGCCUGGUACCUGCUUCUGGGUUUCCCAUAAGUGAUUAUACACCUGUGCAGUCUCUUGAUCAGUAUCAAUGUGAAAAUACAAGAGCAUGGGCCGAGCCUCACCUGCCAAAUGAAGUUAUAUCAAGCUCAGAAUUCACUUCUUCUUUACUACCUGAUUUAUCUGGAAAGGGCUCUGAGUUCCUAAUCCAACAGAACUCCUUGGCUUCUACUUCUGAGUGUGAUAUGCUUCAAAAUGUAUCUGAAGAAUCUUUUGAGAGAACCAUUACCAUAGCAAAAGGCAAUUCUAGCCUGGGGAUGACAGUCAGUGCUAAUAAAGAUGGCUUGGGGAUGAUUGUUCGCAGCAUUAUUCAUGGCGGUGCAAUUAGUCGAGAUGGCCGAAUUUCUGUUGGCGAUUGCAUCUUUUCUAUUAAUGAAGAAUCUACCAUCAGUUUAACCAAUGCCCAGGCACGAGCCAUGUUGAGAAGACAUUCUCUCAUUGGACCUGACAUUAAAUUUUCUACAGCACCUGCUGACGAUCGAGCCCCCUUUUAUGUAAUUACAUAUGUGCCUGCAGAACAUUUGGAAGAGUUCAAAAUAAGCUUUGGACAACAAUCUGGGGGAAUAAUGGCCCUCGAUAUUUUUUCUUCAUACACUGGCAGAGACAUUCCAGAACUUCCAGAACGAGAAGAAGGAGAGGGAGAAGAAAGUGAACUUCAAAAUGCAGCAUAUAGCAAUUGGAAUCAACCCAGGCGGGUUGAACUUUGGCGAGAACCAAGCAAGUCCUUGGGCAUCAGCAUAGUUGGUGGACGAGGGAUGGGGAGUCGUCUAAGCAAUGGCGAAGUGAUGAGGGGCAUUUUCAUCAAACACGUUCUCGAAGAUAGUCCAGCUGGCAAGAAUGGAACCUUGAAACCUGGAGAUAGAAUAGUAGAGGUGGAUGGAAUGGACCUCAGAGAUGCAAGCCAUGAGCAAGCUGUGGAAGCCAUUCGGAAAGCAGGCAACCCUGUAGUCUUUAUGGUACAGAGCAUUAUUAACAGACCAAGGAAAUCCCCUUUGUCUUCCUUGCCGCACAACCUUUACCCUAAGUACAACUUCAGCAGCACUAACCCAUUUGCUGAUUCUCUACAGUUCAACGCUGACAAGGAAUUACAGAAUUCAAGUAGAAUUAUCUUCCGUUGUUCCCCAACUAACCCUUUUGCUCCCACACCAUUUAAGGCACCCAGUCAAUCAGAAUCAGAGCCAGAAAAGGCUCCACUGAGCCAUGUGCCUCCACCUCCGUCUUCAGCAUUUGAAGAAAUGAAUAAUGAUAGUGUACAGUCAUCUGCAAGCAAAGUCUCAGAAGAUGUGGACGAAGAGGAUGAGUUCGGUUACAACUGGAGAUAUAUCAGAGAACGAUAUGGAACCCUAGUAGGUGAACUGCAUAUGAUUGAAUUGGAGAAAGGUCGUAGUGGUUUGGGCCUCAGUCUUGCUGGCAACAAAGACCGAUCCAAGAUGAGCGUUUUUAUAGUGGGAAUUGAUCCAAAUGGAGCAGCUGGGAAAGAUGGUCGAUUGCAGAUAGCAGACGAGCUUCUAGAGAUAAAUGGCCAAAUUUUAUAUGGAAGAAGCCAUCAGAAUGCUUCAGCAAUCAUUAAAUGUGCCCCAUCUAAAGUGAAAAUAAUUUUUAUCAGAAAUAAAGAUGCAUUAAAUCAUAUGGCUGUUUGUCCUGGAAAUCCAGUAGAACAUUUGUCUGCAACAUCAGAAAAUACUCUGAUUAAAGAGGCUGAACCAAAUGUCACUACUUCUGAUGCAGCUGUGGAUCUCAGUUCAUUGAAAAAUGUGCAGUAUCUUGAGCUUCCCAAGGAUCAAGGGGGUUUGGGCAUUGCCAUCAGUGAGGAAGAUACCAUCAGUGGAGUCAUUGUAAAAAGUCUAACUGAGAAUGGAGUAGCAGCCAAGGAUGGACGACUCAAAGUUGGAGAUCAGAUCUUGGCUGUGGAUGAUGAAGUUGUUGUUGGCCAUCCUGUAGAAAAGUUUAUUAACCUCUUGAAAACAGCAAAGACGACUGUGAAACUGACCAUUUGUUCCGAGAAUCAGGAUUCCCAGAUUAUUACAUCAGCAACAACUACUGCCACUGCAGAAAAAAGGAGCUGCCCCCAAUCUCCAGGGGUCCCUCCCUCGGGCUCCCCAGAACCAGAGGCUUUCUCAGGUGCAAGCAGGUCAUCAACACCAGCAAUCUUUGCUUCUGAUCCUGCCACUUGCCCCAUCAUCCCAGGCUGUGAAACAACAAUUGAGAUUUCCAAAGGACGAACAGGAUUGGGCUUGAGCAUUGUUGGGGGAUCCGACACGCUGCUGGGUGCCAUUAUUAUCCAUGAAGUCUAUGAAGAAGGUGCAGCAUGUAAGGAUGGAAGGCUCUGGGCUGGCGAUCAGAUUUUGGAGGUAAAUGGAAUUGACUUGAGAAAGGCAACACAUGAUGAAGCCAUUAAUGUCCUGAGGCAGACACCACAACGAGUGCGACUCACACUCUACAGAGAUGAGACUCCUUACAAAGAGGAGGACGUGUGCGAUACCCUCACCGUUGAGCUGCAGAAGAAGCCAGGAAAAGGCCUGGGACUAAGUAUUGUUGGUAAAAGAAGUGACACUGGAGUAUUUGUGUCAGACAUUGUCAAAGGAGGAAUUGCAGAUACUGAUGGAAGGCUGAUGCAAGGAGACCAGAUUUUAAUGGUGAAUGGAGAAAAUGUCCGGAAUGCCACCCAGGAAGCUGUGGCUGCUUUGUUAAAGUGUUCCCUCGGCACUGUAACUUUGGAAGUUGGAAGAAUCAAAGCUGGUCCAUUCCACUCAGAGAGAAGGCCUUCUCAAAGCAGCCAGAUGAGUGAAGGCAGCCUGUCAUCAUUCACUUUUCCACUCUCUGGAUCCAGUACAUCUGAGUCACUGGAAAGUAGCUCGAAGAAUGCAUUGGCAUCUGAAAUACAGGGAUUAAGAACAGUUGAAAUAAAAAAGGGGUCCACAGAUUCGCUGGGAAUCAGCAUUGCUGGAGGAGUGGGAAGCCCACUUGGUGAUGUUCCUAUAUUUAUUGCAAUGAUGCACCCCAAUGGUGUUGCAGCUCAAACACAGAAACUCAGAGUUGGAGAUAGAAUUGUCACUAUCUGUGGCACAUCCACUGAGGGAAUGACUCACACUCAAGCAGUUAACUUGCUGAAAAGUGCCUCUGGCACCAUUGAAAUGCAGGUAGUUGCUGGGGGAGACGUGAGUGUGGUCACAGGUCAGCAGGAGCCUGUCAGUUCUAGUCUUUCUUUCACGGGGCUGACAUCAAGCAGUAUAUUUCAGGAUGAUUUAGGACCUCCUCAGUGUAAGUCUAUUACAUUAGACCGAGGACCAGAAGGCUUAGGCUUCAGUAUAGUUGGAGGAUAUGGCAGCCCUCAUGGAGAUUUACCCAUUUAUGUGAAAACAGUGUUUGCAAAGGGAGCAGCUUCUGAAGAUGGGCGCCUCAAAAGGGGUGAUCAGAUCAUUGCUGUCAAUGGGCAGAGUCUAGAAGGGGUGACCCAUGAAGAAGCUGUUGCCAUCCUUAAGCGGACAAAAGGCACUGUCACUCUGAUGGUUCUCUCCUGAUUUUGUUGCCACAAUUGAGCCAGCUCAACGCAAAUCCCAGUGGAAAGACAAUGUGACUGUUUUUGUGGAUGGCUUUUCCCAUGCUGCCUCUGUGGAGCUUUUCAGACCUAAAGAGGGAGGGGGAAAAUCCCUUAAUUUUGUUUGUUUUUAUCAUCGAGAAAUUAUUUUACUGACAAUUUCGCCGUGUUUUCUUUUUUCUUGCUUUUCGAUUAACUUAAAGAGGACUAUUUGCAUUAGUAUAUCCAGUCUUUCUUUAUAAAGAAAUUUGAUAUUUCGUAGUUACCAAGGCCAAAGCUAUGUACUUAGCUUAACUGCAUAGUAGAGAGAGGAAAAUAAUUCCAAACAACCAAAGAUAAAUGGUUUUCUGAAAUAAAAACCAUUUAUGAGAUAUGAGGAUAUAAAAUAAAGAAGAAAAUUUUGAUUUGUAUAGUAAUGUGUCAGUUUUAUCAAUUGAACACCUCUCUCCAGUUUUAACUAAAAAAAAGAAAAAUGUUUUCUAUUAGAUCUUAAAAUCUACAUAGUAUUUAAAGAUUUUAGAUACUAUAAGAAACAUGCCUUUAAUAUACACAUGUAUUUUACUCCUAAAAUGUAUUCCUAAGAUUGAGUAAAUGGAAAAUAUAUGAAACUAUGUCUUACAUUGUCAAGGUAGCUUUUAAUGAAUUUGUUUCAUUUUGUUUCAUUUCUUUCCCUUGUUUUCCUUUGGACCGGUGGUACAAUAAUUUCAUGUUUUAAUAAGUGAUGAUGUAUUAACUGUGCUUUCUCUAAAAAGCAACUGUGUUUACCUAGAGGAACACAGAAGAUUCUCAGAAUCUUGAGAGCCGGUUGUAACUGAUGCAGUACUAAAAAUGUGGUAGUGUGCUGUGCAACUGGUUUUCAAUUAGUAUUAAUCUUAAUGACAGGGGAAAAAACAAUGUGUUAGUAAUUAUUUUGGUUGUGUGCCAUUAGUAAAUUGAUAGAAAAUUAAGGGGAUUAACAUAACUUUGUUUCAUUGCCUUAUAUUAACAUCUUAUAAUACAAUAGUUUAAGACUAGGGGAAACAGAUGGAGCUGUUUAUUGAGACAACUGGUGAGGAAUUAUCAUGUGUUCAUUCCCAUUUUAGAGCGUGAAACUCCUACAUUAGAAUAUAUAAAGUCACUUUAAAUAUUAUCUAUAUUUGUAACAGAAGUAGUGUACAGAUAUUUUAUUACAGCACUUUUGUGUAAAUGCAGAAUUGAAGUGAAUAAAUAAGACGUUUCAUGGUGCACAAAUAAAAGA
Molecule: messenger RNA, 7774 nt
Organism: Sorex fumeus (smoky shrew)
Lineage: Eukaryota; Metazoa; Chordata; Mammalia; Eulipotyphla; Soricidae
Gene: MPDZ
Product: multiple PDZ domain crumbs cell polarity complex component
Exons: 49
Coding region: 176-6520 (2114 amino acids)
Molecular function (GO): protein binding
Source: RefSeq, a predicted model, not a curated record